Molecule: messenger RNA, 2282 nt
Organism: Stegodyphus dumicola
Lineage: Eukaryota; Metazoa; Arthropoda; Arachnida; Araneae; Eresidae
Product: A disintegrin and metalloproteinase with thrombospondin motifs like
Biological process (GO): membrane protein ectodomain proteolysis
Molecular function (GO): metalloendopeptidase activity
Source: RefSeq, a predicted model, not a curated record
GUUGACCUCAGGUACAAACUAUUACAUCAUCCCAGAGUACGCAUCAGUUUAGCGGGUAUGAUUGUAGCCAAGGAUCGUGAUGCCACGCCCUACCUGGAGAGAAAUCGGUUACGGCCUCCGAAUGCUGAUGCAGUAGAUGCCGCUGGUGCUCUCACAGACAUGGGCAAAUAUCUCUAUAGGGAGCACAGAUUACCCACUUACGAUCUUGCAGUGGUCAUCACCAAGCUGGACAUGUGCCGAAGGAGAUUCCCUGGUGGAAGAUGCAACAGAGGAACUGCAGGUUUCGCCUACGUUGGAGGUGCUUGCGUCGUGAACAAGAGACUGGAAAAAGUCAACAGUGUAGCUAUUAUAGAAGACAGUGGAGGAUUUAGUGGUAUUAUUGUAGCUGCGCAUGAAAUAGGACAUUUAUUGGGUUGUGUUCAUGAUGGAUCACCGCCUCCCAGUUACCUCGGCGGGCCGGGUGCCACGCAUUGUCCAUGGGAAGACGGCUUCAUCAUGAGUGAUCUACGACACACCGAAAGAGGUUUCAAGUGGUCCUCCUGCAGCGUGGAACAGUUCAAGCACUUCCUUAACGGAGAAACUGCAACGUGCUUAUUCAACUUCCCGCAUGAAAAUGAUCUACUAGUGAGAGUUCUUCCAGGAACUAUGUUAUCCUUGGAUGAACAGUGCAAGAGAGAUAGAGGAACAACAGCUUGUUUCAAAGAUGCAAGAGUUUGCGCGCAACUAUUCUGCUUCGACACUGCUUCUGGAUACUGCGUUUCUUACAGACCAGCCGCGGAAGGAUCGACCUGCGGAGACGGACAGGUGUGCAAAAAUGGGCGAUGUCUGGCUGAAAUAGAAAACAUAAUUCCAGACUACAGUCAUGUGACUGAAACAUAUGUUGAAGCAGAAGAAAGAAUGGACAGAGGCCAAGAAGGAGAUCUGGCAACCCAAUCUCCGACGACAAUACCUCCUCCGUCCAGAAGGGCCAGAAUCAGGAGACCUAUCCGCCGGCCAACCAGGAGCAUUUCAAUGAAGGAUUCAUCGAAUGUCUUUUCUUCAAGAAUAGAAAAGCAAGGCCAUGAAGAAAGAAGUGUAUAAAAGAUUUCCUUGUAUAUUUGAUCUCAGUGAAAAGAAGCUGUCAUCAAGUACCAUGAACAAUAGCGGUUAACUUGAAAAGCCAUAAAUGUGCUUACAUCUUUCCUUAUUCUUCUUUCAGCAAUAAUAGAGCUGAGAAAUCGGAUAAAUUCAUGAGGAGAAAAAAUUAUCAUGAAUGAUUAUGAGAAUUAAUGGACUUUUUGUAAUCUCAGUUUCACAAAGAGAAACAAUAACUGAAUGAUAUAAAUUAAGAGUACAAAGUAAAACAAAGGCAAAAGCACUUCAUAUCUUGAUGGAAGAACAACAAUGGCAAACCAAAAUGAGAGAAGAAAUAGUUUUGCCAUUUGCAUUCAGUAUUGAUUUCUUCUUUACAUAAGAUUUCACGUGAAGCUCUUUGGAAAUUUUCAGCUCUAUUUGUUUGCUCGGCUGGGAAGAUUGCAUUUCCAAUCACUAGAACUGUGGUUUUAGCAUCAUACUUCAAAGCUACAUAUAGUCGCUAGCUCUCAGAAGAGACAAGAAGAUUGUGCUGUGAUAAAAGCAAUGACAUGACAAUUAGUGCCUAAAAGAACUAUAAUCUCUUUAAUACAUUUCCCAACAGUAAUGGAAAAGGGCACAUGAACUUUCAUAUUGUAUUUGUUUUUGCUUCAAAAAUAUAUUUCAUGUUUAUGAAAAUUGAGACAAACCAGCCAAACAAAUUCACUGGCAGCUGGUUUUGGCUUGGAUACAUCAUUCACAAAUUAAUAUGAAUCUUUAUAUAAAAGAAUCAUUUAAAUUUUCCCAUACUUCAUUCCCUGUAGAAAUAAAAUAUCUUAUUACGUGUACCAAAGUACAAGCUCUAAAUUGAAGGAUAUUCCUGUUAAACAUAAUACAUAACAUCACUGGAAACUGGUUUGUCUUAAUUUUAGAUGUUUCACUUCAUUUCAAAAAAAAGCAUUUUUGAAGUGGAUGCUGAAAUGCACUUGUGGUAUUAGGCUACAAAUUUUAUGGGGGCAUGUCCUGUAGCACAUUAAAAUCAGUUUAUAGAAAAUGCAUUGAGAAAACUGAAAAGAAAGCAUUAAGUGCCUAACACUCCUUGUUCCUGUUAAAUAUAGGAGUUCAUGUAUAAAUUUUAUUUCAUAUAUUUAUAUGAAAUAAAUAUGCAGAUUUUUUUUAUUUGUCAGUCUGUUAAAUAAUUUUUAAAAUAAAAAAAAACUUAUACUGUUUCA